AUGUGGCACGAAGCUUUGCUCUCCGAGAUGUACGACGAGGACGAACCAAAUCUACCGUCGAGAUUCUCGUUGAUGACGAGAGGGCGCUUGGACAAGGCGCAGAAGGCAGCUGAGCUGGCGAAAGAUGCGCAGACCAGGAAAGUGCUGGAAGAGCAGGGUGUGGCUGUGCAGCAGCGCGAGCAGGCCCGACGAGCUUUCGAGGCUUCUUGUCUCCGCUUUGGUAGUAUCGGGAAAGAUGUGCCUGCUGCCGGUCAAAUUGGUGUUCUCGAUCUUGCCGCUCUCUUAGCUGUGUUGUCGUUGCAAUCGCCCUUUGAUCUACCCGUCACGCCCGAACCUGGGUUUGCUGCAACUGUAGCGCCUGUUCAGCAGGUAUCAUGGCUGAAGGGUCUUGCGCGCAGUUUGGCUCAGCUUGCAGUAGAGGUCACUCCAUCCUACACUCACUUGGCAGCGUAG
This is a messenger RNA of Alternaria incomplexa, 453 nucleotides long. RefSeq lists its product as uncharacterized. The coding region runs from base 1 to 453 and encodes 150 amino acids. The record is from RefSeq and is a predicted model, not a curated record. NCBI's taxonomy places the organism in Eukaryota, Fungi, Ascomycota, Dothideomycetes, Pleosporales, Pleosporaceae. The transcript is spliced from 3 exons.